Messenger RNA from Histoplasma capsulatum G186AR, 1506 nucleotides. Its product is annotated as high-affinity nicotinic acid transporter. Gene Ontology annotation, biological process: transmembrane transport. Bases 1 to 1506 code for a protein of 501 amino acids. Gene Ontology annotation, molecular function: transmembrane transporter activity. The transcript is spliced from 5 exons. Gene Ontology annotation, cellular component: membrane. The record is from RefSeq and is a predicted model, not a curated record. Lineage: Eukaryota; Fungi; Ascomycota; Eurotiomycetes; Onygenales; Ajellomycetaceae.
AUGGAGACUCAACCUCUUCUCGCACCCCGGCGUGGUAUCGCUGAUGCUCUGGAUCCAGAAAUAAUGAGCACCAAACCGCACCGAGAGGAUACGGGGCCCAGCGCAUAUGGCCAGAUUGACCCGGUCAUUGAAAGGCGGGUGGUGAGAAAGCUUGACCAGAGGGUGCCAACCCUUCUUGGGUUUCUGUAUCUACUGAGUUUUUUGGAUCGAUCCAAUAUCGGCAAUGCACGCAUCGCAGGAAUGGAAGAGGACUUGCAGCUGGACGGCAACCGCUACGAAUGGCUUCUGACCAUCUUCUAUAUCUCGUACCUGGCUUUCCAGUUCCAGGGAUUAAUGUGGAAGAUCGUUCCUCCGCACAAGUGGGCUGCAUUUACUGUGUUAGGAUGGGGCAUCAUUGCGACUUGCCAGGCGGCAGUUUUCUCAUGGAAGGCAGAAAUGGGGCUUAGGUUUCUGCUGGGCGUCACAGAGGCAGGCUUUGGCCCGGGCAUCCCGUUCCUUCUCUCCUGCUUCUACCGACGUCAUGAGUUAGGGCUGCGAUGUGGCUUGUUCGUCUCUGCUGCUCCACUUGCAAGUACCUUCGCCGGGACAUUGGCAUAUGGAAUUACGUCGGCCCAUACAAAGCUCGCCAGCUGGAGGCUCUUGUUCCUUGUUGAGGGCAUACCCACCAUAUUAAUGGCGCCUGCUGUCCUCCGUUUUCUUCCUGAUUCGCCAGCCAAGGCUAAAUUCUUAAAUGAAGAGGAGAAAGCCGUUGCUAGAGCUAGAGCACUGAGGCAAGUCGGUGCAGUCGAUCGUAUCGGCGGCGUGAGCUGGAAGGAAAUCGAGGAGACACUUUUGGAUGUCAAAUCUUGGCUGGUAGCUCUCAUGUAUUUCAGCUGCAAUGUCAGCUACUCGUCUCUCCCUGUGUUUCUACCAUCAAUCCUGAGAGACAUGGGAUUCACGUCGAUCAACGCUCAGGGAUUGUCCGCGCCUCCUUAUUUCCUCUCGUUCCUGACUAGUGUAUUCACUCCAUGGAUCGCGGAUCGCUACCAGCAAAGAGGCUUGAUGAUUGCAUUCUUGUCAAUUGUGGGGUGUACCGGGUAUAUAUUGCUUGCCACGUGUUCAGCUGUUUCUACGAGAUAUAUCGGCGUGUGGAUGGCCGCUAGUGGUGUCUUUCCGUGCAUCGCGAAUAUCCUACCCUGGGUUCUUAACAACCAGGGCUCCGACACUCGGCGUGGGAUGGGAAUCAUAAUCCUGAACCUUAUAGGCCAAUGUGGUCCGCUUCUGGGGAGUAACAUAUUCCCUGCCUCUGACGGGCCGUCCUAUGUGCGGGGCCAGGCCAUUUGCGCAGCCUUUAUGGGCUUCAAUUGCUUUCUGGCGCUGUUAUUGCGCACACUGCUAGCGAAGCAGAACCGAGAGCUUGAUAGGAGAUAUGGAACGCUUGCUGAACGGGCCCAACAGCUGGAGGAGACCGGCCAGUUAGUCGUUGCGGAGGAGAACUAUGGGCCUGAUUAUAGAUUUGUGCUUUGA